Messenger RNA from Dermacentor albipictus, 3939 nucleotides. Its product is annotated as F-box/LRR-repeat protein 2-like. Lineage: Eukaryota; Metazoa; Arthropoda; Arachnida; Ixodida; Ixodidae. Gene Ontology annotation, molecular function: protein binding. Gene Ontology annotation, cellular component: cytoplasm. The record is from RefSeq and is a predicted model, not a curated record.
GCGUCGUAUCCCUGUGAGCCGGCUGCGCGUAAAGCUAACGUGCACUGAACCGCCAGGAGCGGCGUUUUUUUCUCGGCAUCGCCCGAAAACAUUGACUUCGAGCACGCGGAUGCACGCGGCUACACGGGCUCGCUGAGCCAAAAGCGGCCACAGCAGGCGACGGCGCUCUGACUCGCUGCACCGCAUGGAACAUUGCCAGGUCGGCCCCGCCCGCCAGGCCUGCCCUUGUGCACUCGCACGUUCGUUGCUCCAUCCAUUCUAUUUGUCCGUUCGUCCGCGUAUCCGCCCACAGCGAGCGCCGCGCUUGCCCCUUUGAGUCGAUCGCGUAUACAUGUAUACCAUGUAUGCCACACGAUCGGUCUAGACAACACAGUCCCAAAUCCGCAGUCUUGGAUAGCCUUAAUCUCUGUUGCCAUGGAGCUCUCCGAAGACUACGCAGCGUGCCGGGCACUGCCUCAAGAGAUAACAAAUGCGGCAGCCAUCGUUUUUAGCACCGCAGUAAAGAACUGAACCGAUAUGGCACGCCUAAACUUGCACAGCUGUGACUGGAAAGAGGGACAGCGACUGUUGGGAGAGCCUACUAUGCCGUAUCUUCGCUUACCUUGGAGUAGCUGACAGGCUGGCGGCAGGGUUGACCUGUAAAACGUGGCACAAGUUAACCGCUGACAGCCGCAUCUACGGCGACGUGGUUGUCACCUUGGAAAAAAAUGUGAAAGAGCGAAUGGUUGCGCUCUCCAAUUCACAGUCGGUGGUAACGUGCUUGGUGGUGAGGAACUCUGCGCUGGAUGCGGAUGACAAAUUUUGGGAACACGUAGGGCCGACACUCAAGAGGCUGAACCUUGAGAACUGCUGUUUUUCCUGGAAGGAGCUCGUUUCGGUGCUCCUUAAGUGUCCGAAGCUAGAGCACCUGGCGAUUGGCCGCUGCGAACAAUUUGUGCCGUCAAGUGACGAGUCCGCGUUUGGCGACAGUGCACCGCCAUUUCUUCGUCCUACGCCAUCCGGAAUCAGCUCGGUCGACCUUUCGGACAAUGCUGACCUGUCAGAUUCUACUUUUCAUCAAGUAAUGACGAUGGCCGGGAGGCUUCGCGCGCUCUCAUUGGAAGGCUGUGCGCUAUGCGUGCAUCCGGCCAUCUACCGCCGCUUCUACCCGCCUGGACAAGUGCAUAGCCCGCUGGUGUUGACGUUUCAGCACGUGCUCAGCAGACUCGACGGAGCGCCGCUCACGGUGCUUAACCUGAGUCGCACGGCGAUCGACAACAAAUGCGUCGCGCAGCUGUCUGCGGCCUACUCGAAGACGCUGCAGGAGCUUCACGCGGCCUCGUGCGCGCAGUUAGGAUUGCAGGGUGUGAGAGCUUUGUGUGAAAACGUGCCGAAACUCAAGUGCCUAAACCUCGGGUAUAACAGGCAGCUUAAAGACAACUGUCUGUUAACCAUCUGUGAAAAUCUUGAGCACCUCGAAAAGCUGAAUAUGUCCAACUGCACGGAAAUCACGCACGCGGGGUUCGCUAAACUGGCGCACCUUCGGAAGCUCGAGUACGCCAGUUUCUCGGACUGUUGUCUCACCGAUCCGGAAACGAUGGUGCAGCUGUUUUCUUCCAGAGCAUGGCCAGCAAUGCGAACGCUCAACGUCAGCUCUUGCAGAAUAAACGACGCCGUGGCAAGGUGUCUGGGCGAGCAAAUGCCGACGCUCGUAUCCCUCGACGUCUCACACACGACGCUACUUACCGAUGACGCAGUGCGCGCUAUCUGGACCCACCUACGCUUCCUCAGAGUCCUCCGCAUGGAACGUUGCUUAAGACUCACUGACGCAGCCUUGCACCGUUCAGGCAACAUGGAAACGUGCGAGCCCAACUCCAUGGCUUGUCUCAGUGGUCUGAAAGAGCUGAGCCUCAGUGGCUGCUACCGAGUGUCCGACGCAGGAGUGUUGGCUGCAGUGAUCUUUCGGGAACUGACUUCUCUGGAUGUUGGGCACUGCAACCUCCUCUCGUCUGCGUCCUUGAAACACAUAAUAUUGCACUGUCCCAGCUUGUCAAAGCUAGUGCUGAGUUUCUGCGUACAGUUGGACGAUGGAGCACUGACGUCGGUCCUCAGACCAUCAACGAGACUAAGACACCUCAACAUAGAAGGCUGCAGAAACAUGACUGAUACAGCUCUCCUUUAUGUAGCUCACUGCCCGUCAGUAAAAUACGUGAACGUUAAAUCAUGCAUGGUGACACUAAAUACGCUACAACAGCUGUCACUAGAGCGACAAGAUCUUGAAGUGGUGCAUACUGUAUGCUGUGUGGAUUGAGCUGCCAAAAAGGCUGCAUAAUUUUGGAAUUUUAACGCAAGUAGCAUUCUUGGCACUGUCAGACUAUAGAUUUCUUCCCGGCUAUCCAUCUAACUGUUUUCGCGGAUCGAUCCCGGAGAUAGUGCACGCAGUCUAAAAAUGGCGGUCGAUCCCGAAGGUGAUGCAGUCUAAAAAUGUGGGCUUAAACCUCGUUUACGGCAUUCUUCGAUUAAAAAAAGAAAUCCCUUUAAAAUUUCUCCGAAUUCAUACUCAUCUGAAAAGAAUGCUAUUAGAAUGCAUGGAUAGCUAUCGUUGAUGAGUUCUGCCUGAAUUUUGUUCUGGUUGUAGAUAAACACAUUGGUCCCGACAUGUCGCAACCGUUCCCGGCGAGUGCUUGCUCUUACGUCACCACUGACGCAACGAGAAGCAGUUAUUUUGGCUGUCAUAAGGAAGUGAUUAAUUUACUUCGCACCUCUCGUCGCAUAUAAAAUAGUUAAAUUCGCACAUACAAACACACAAAAAGAAAGGAUUAUCUUAAAAAAGAAAAAGAUUGCCCACAGAGCUGUUCUUUGUGAUAUUAGUGGUGACGUUAGAGAAGGCAUGAACCAGAACAAAGGCGAUAAUUUCGGCAUAUUGUGUUCAGUUAAUAACGUCAUUAAAUUUAAACCUGCAAGAAUCUGGAAAAUAAAAAGACUGUUCUGUGAAGGCCCAUGUUCCUGCUGAAAGAUGUGCGCCAGCAAAUAAGCUGGACACGGUCACUGUGAUGCCAACAAAGCUAGGUUCUGCACACUUUGCUUACGUCACAAGAUAUCGGCACCAGUGCUGAUGCUCUAAAGACCCUAUAUGGUGCUCUAGUCUUCUUCGCUGCAAGCAAACGAUCAGCUUGUUCAAGACAUCAGCUGUCUAACACAGAGACGUGUACGUAGGCUGCACACCACGUACAACAUGGUGCUUCAGCGGCUGCACGCCCACUGCGGCGUGGCGGGCAACGUUGAGGCUGACCGGGUCCCUGGAGUGGCGCAUGGCGACUCUUGCAGCUAGUGUUGCUGUAUAUGCUCCCGCAGGGAGCAUAUACAGGAACACUACUUGCAGCUGGUGUCCGUGCCUCUCUCUAAAAGGGACAGGCCAAUCCCUGCGAGUGCCGUCGCCUGGUGCUCUCAACGUGAUUUUCAUGAUCGAUAAACACCUAUUCGCCUCAUACCCAAUAAUCGCAUGUGAACAUAUAUCGAGAUCCCAAACAAAAAUCUGUAUGUUCACAUAAAUGUGGGGAUCGUAUGGUACAUGCCUUAUGGGACCUAUAUGGGAACAUACGGAUUUUUUUUAAUGGGAUAACCACAUGUUAUAUGAGACGUGCCCCAUAUAUCAUAUAGAGGGACAUCGGUUUUUAUAUGGGAUCCAUUUAUGCUACGGUAUUAUAGAAUGGGGGUCAUAUGGAGUUUUUCCGAUAGUAAUUGCUCACAACCAAAGCGCUAUUCGUCUUCCCCCUGUACAUUGGCUUGAAUCAGACGCUUUAGUUGCCUGUUACCGUGUGUGCUUAUCAUUUGUGUAUGCUUCUGUGCACUAUAUUAGCGUCAGUUCACGCAUCCCCCUUCUCAUGUGGAUUAGCAUGUUAGGCGUGCGGUCAGGCAAAUAUCUCUAGCGCCUUUUAAAUAAAGCAUUUAUCUCUGUUG